CUACCCCAAAGAAGAAAUGAUCUAUAGAUGGAGAAAAAACUCAGUGGAGGCAGCCGAUCAGCAGUCAUGGCGACUGUAUCAGUUUGACUUCAUGGGCCUCAGAAACACGACAGAAAUUGUGACAACCUCUGCAGGUGAUUACGUUGUCAUGACCAUAUAUUUUGAAUUAAGUAGAAGAAUGGGCUACUUCACGAUUCAGACAUACAUUCCCUGUAUACUGACUGUGGUUUUAUCCUGGGUGUCAUUUUGGAUUAAAAAAGAUGCUACACCAGCAAGGACAGCAUUAGGUAUCACCACCGUGCUAACAAUGACUACCCUUAGCACCAUAGCAAGGAAUUCCCUCCCAAGGGUCUCCUAUGUGACCGCCAUGGACCUCUUUGUGACUGUGUGCUUCUUAUUCGUCUUUGCUGCCCUGAUGGAGUAUGCCACCCUCAACUACUAUUCAAGCUGUAGGAAACCAAGUGCAGCGAUAAAGAAAACAUCGUUACUGCAUCCAGAUUCCUCACGAUGGAUUCAUGAGCGAAUAAGCCUACAAGCUCCUUCUAAUUACUCUCUCCUCGACAUGAGGCCACCACCACCACCUACAAUGAUCACUUUAAACAAUUCUGUGUACUGGCAAGAAUUUGAAGAUACCUGUGUCUAUGAGUGUUUGGAUGGAAAAGACUGUCAGAGCUUUUUCUGCUGCUAUGAAGAAUGUAAAUCAGGCUCCUGGAGAAAAGGACGUAUUCACAUAGACAUCUUGGAGCUGGACUCGUACUCCCGGGUCUUUUUCCCCACGUCCUUCCUACUGUUUAACCUGGUCUACUGGGUUGGGUACCUGUAUCUCUAAGUGCUGCCCUCAGUGAUGAGUGGAAAGCACUUGGUUCACAUUCUUCUCCUUCGAUCACCCCCUGAUCAGUAGUGAACAACCAGAAGUACCAAGGAAGGGCACUGCUCAGUUGAUCUGAAGUCAUACAUUACCUUCCCACGGCACAGGAUGUGUCUAGCAAAUACUUCUAUUAUGUAUUUUACACCCCUCCACACACACACACAUUAGUUCAAUUUUAAAGUGAUAUUCUUGUUCACUCCUUAUUGAUCUGUAGCUUGGUGAUGUUUAUGAACAAUUUUGCAUAUUGGAAGCAGCUGUGGAUUAACUGGCCAUGGCAAGAAAUGUGUAACCCACGCAAGCAUAUAUAACACUUUCUCGGGCCCCUACUUCUGUUGUCCUGUUCCUUUGCAACCUCUAGCAUCGGCUUUCAUGUGCAUUGGGACAUUGCCAAGUGCAAACACACUGAGUCACCCUGGGUCCCAUCUUCAUGGGCAUUCUGAGUUCAAAUGUGCCCUGUUUUGUUCCCAGUUUCCUCUCACUAUGGCCUCUUUUACUCUGACAUCAUUGUUGCCAUACAUCACCCCUAAACCUACUAACCUCACCCUAGGCCUGGGAUAUGUGUGCAUGUAGUAUCUGGAAGUUCCUGUUUGAGGAAAAAUACAAUUUGUUUUUAGUUUUUAUGCCAUUUACAUCAUAUAUGUUGAUUAUCUCUGAGCAUUAGGUUAAAGCGUUAGCCAAAAAUACUGAAAAUCAACAGCAUUGAAACGUGAAUUCUUGGACUAGUUCAGUUUGAGUUCAGUGUUUUACCUGAAGAGUUGUUUUAUUAUACUAAGCUCAAUCCCAGAAUAUGUGUCCAGCUAAUGUUACUAUGGAUUCAGUGUCUUCAGUUUGUAAAGAAAGGUAUGAGGCAUACACAAACUUUUGACUUUAAAAACCUAUUGUAGAAGGUGAAAGAAAUGUAGGUAGAAGGUUAAAAAUUUUAUU
Ochotona princeps (American pika) is the source of this 1792-nucleotide messenger RNA. RefSeq names its product gamma-aminobutyric acid type A receptor subunit gamma3. The transcript has 5 exons. The record is from RefSeq and is a predicted model, not a curated record. Gene Ontology annotation, cellular component: neuron projection; postsynapse; dendrite membrane. Bases 17 to 829 code for a protein of 270 amino acids. Lineage: Eukaryota; Metazoa; Chordata; Mammalia; Lagomorpha; Ochotonidae. Gene Ontology annotation, molecular function: inhibitory extracellular ligand-gated monoatomic ion channel activity; transmitter-gated monoatomic ion channel activity involved in regulation of postsynaptic membrane potential; GABA-A receptor activity. Gene Ontology annotation, biological process: chloride transport; nervous system process; synaptic transmission, GABAergic.